Molecule: messenger RNA, 5252 nt
Organism: Oncorhynchus mykiss (rainbow trout)
Lineage: Eukaryota; Metazoa; Chordata; Actinopteri; Salmoniformes; Salmonidae
Source: RefSeq, a predicted model, not a curated record
UCAGAAGCGGAGAGAGAGGAUCAUAGAGGAAAAAGCUCUCUGGCUACGACUUUUGUCGAAUUCACAUACCAACAUCUAAACCGAACCGGGGUCAGUGGACAAACGCUAAAAAAUAAAUAAAAACAACUGGAAAAUUGUAGGAUUAAAUGAUUUUAUGGAUUAAUUUGAACCUUUUCUUUCGUCGAAAGAAAACAUUCUCAACUUGACUUCAUAGAAUCGUUACGCUGGUCACUCAAGAGGAGCCCAGAGGACUGGGAAAGAGAUGAAGCGGGCCACUGACGGGGAUCAUCAACUGGCCCGGAGAGUUUCCAAAAACUCCUAUACUCCGGAGGAGCCGCCCUACCUGACAGUGGGCACUGAUGUCAGCGCCAAGUACAGAGGUGCUUUCUGUGAGGCCAAGAUUAAGACUGCCAAGAGACUGGUCAAGGCCAAGGUGACCUUUAAACCAGACCUGACCACAGCAGAGGUCCAUGAUGACAGCAUCCAAGGCCCUCUGAAGGUUGGUGCUGUAGUAGAGGUGAAGAACCCUGAUGGAGUGUACCAGGAAGCUUCCAUCAACAAGCUGACUGACUGCAGUAUAUACACUGUUGUGUUUGAUGAUGGUGACGAGAAGACACUGAGGCGUUCCUCUCUCUGCCUGAAGGGAGCGCGUCACUUUGCAGAGAGCGAGACACUAGAUCGCCUCCCUCUCACCAACCCUGAGCACUUCGGCACUCCUGUCAUCGGCAAGAAGGGGAACCGGGGACGCAGGUCCAAUCCAGUUCAGGAGGAAGAGUCCUCUUCAUCGUCCAGUGAAGAGGAGGACAGUGACGGGAGACAGAACGAAGACCUGUAUGGGAAGGUGGUGUGUGUUGAGGCGGGCCCUGCCUCUACUGCAGACAGGAAGACCAAGACAACAGCAUGGUACCCUGCCCUGGUCAUCACCCCAGACUGCCAUGAAGAGGCCACCAUAAAGAAAGACACCGUCUUCGUUCGUUCCUUCAAGGAUGGCAAAUUCAACACAGUGCUGAGGAAGGACGUAACGGUGAUGGACAUAGACUCUCCUCCUAAAGCUGACGCAGGGCUCAAGCCAGUGCUGGAUGCGGCUGUGGAGUUUGUGCAUCAGGCGGUGGUGCCCGGCUCCUGGAGGACUGAGGUGAAAGACGAGAGUUCCACAAGUGAGGAAGAUGAGGAGGAGGGAGAGCAGGAGGAAGAGGCCAGCGAAGAGGAGGAUGAGGAGGAAGUGGAGCCGUUCCCCGAGGAGAGAGACAACUUCCUGCAGCAGCUGUACAAGUUCAUGGAGGACAGAGGAACCCCCAUCAACAAGAAGCCUGUGCUGGGCUACAGGAACCUGGACCUCUUUAAGCUCUACAGACUGGUGCACCAACUGGGAGGCUUCCAUGAUAUUGAGAGUGGAUCCGUAUGGAAGACUGUCUACCAAGCUCUGGGAAUCCCUGUUCUCAACUCUGCCGCCGGCUACAAUGUCAAAUGUGCUUACCGCAAGUACCUGUAUGGGUUUGAGGAGUACUGCACCUCCUGCGCCAUCACAUUCCGCAUGGACCUUCCACUGAAGCAGCCCAAGGCAGAGGGGGGCAAGGCUGAGGGGGAGACGGGGGAGGCAGGGGGAGACUGUUCUGUCCCCCCUGUAGCCUCAUCAAGCUCAGCAGAGGAGCAGAAACGGAAAGCCUGCUACUCUGAGAGAGAGAACCUGUGCUGCUCAGAGACCAGCAGCACUCAGCCCAUCGUCUGCAAGGAGGAGACUGAGCUCACCCGGAACAAACCGGAGCUGGAAUCUCUGAAGGCUGAGCAGCAGAAGGCUGAGAGAGAAGGUGGUGAUGAUGAUGAUGGUGUUGAUGAUGAGGAAGGAAACGACCAUCACAAGCACGGCUCUGAUGAUGAAGACGGCCCUUCAUUUGCUCGCCUCAGAGAUGAGGGAGUGAAGCUGGAGCCUUACGAUGAGGAGCAGGAGGCUGGGAAGGAGGAGGACAUUUCUGGCUCUGGGGAUGAGAGCUGCAGUCAGGAGGGCGAUGGUGGUGAUGAGGAUCUGGGGGAGGAAGGGGAGGAGUUUGAGUGUUACCCCCCGGGGAUGAAGGUGCAGGUGAGGUAUGGGCGUGGUCGCAGCCUGAAGACGUACCAGGCCACUGUGAAAGAGGCUGACGUGGAGGGGGGAGAGGUGCUCUACCUGGUUCACUACUGUGGCUGGAACGUCAGAUAUGAUGAGUGGGUCAAAGCUGACAAGAUUGUCCGUCCAGCCAAUAAGAAUGUUCAGAAGAUCAAGCACCGUAAGAAGAUAAAGAACAAAGCGGAGAGAGAGCGCAACCGCCUGGAGCAACUGAACGAGGACCUGGGGAGUCCGUCCCCCAACAGACUACGUGUCCCCCGCCCCUCCUCCAAAUCCCUCGGUCCCUGCUCUGCCCAUGAGCGCCAUGUCUUCUCCAAGAUGGAGGACGGUGAGAACCAAAGGACUCUGACUCUGCAGUCUCCAGUCAAGUCUAUUGAAAUCACUUCUAUCCUCAAUGGCCUGCAAGCCUCAGAGAGUUCAACAGACGAGUCUGAUCAGGAUGAUGGGCGUGAGGACGACGAUGACCAUCCAGGUUCAGGGGGCCGCGGCAGUCUCAGAAAGGGGGGUCCCCCAAAACCCCUUCACGCCUUAGACCGCUGGGAGGGUACCGCCUCUACCGAUGUCCCCAAACCACCAUUGGUCACAGGGAAGAGCCAACAACCAAUCAGCGUCGAGACCCCGGAGGCUGGGAAGCGGCGUAGCCAACUAGAGUUUGAGGCUGAGAGGGAGGGGCCAGGUAGCUCUGCCUGCAGGAAGAGGAAAUCAGAAGGAAUGGCAGGGGAGCAACAGACCUCUAAAGGACCCCUGUCCAAAACCAAGCUCCCAACCAGGAGCACAAGGAGUGCAGACUGGCUGCCGGGAGGCUCCAACAGGAGGGCCCAGGAGAGAGCAGGAGGUCUAGGGGAAGACAGAGGAGGAGCAGGAGGUUCCUCUAGCAGCAGCUCAGAUGACGGAGGUGCACCUCCCAUUGAGCCCCACCAGGCCGAUGGAGACCGACCCAGCUCCCGUCCCAAACCUUCCCCCUCUAAGAAGUACAACGGCAUGAAGGACAAGACAGCCAAGAGUGGCACCGGUGGUGGAGGCGGCGCCCGCCCUGCGGGAUUCUGGGAGAUCCCUGAGAAGAGGGCUAAGAUGGCAUCCAGCAGCGUGGAGGAGAGGGAGAGAGAGAGAGCGAGACCGGCGGGUGGCAGUCGUACCAAGGGCCAGAAGGAUGUGUGGUCCAGUAUUCAGGCCCAGUGGCCCAAGAAGACCCUGAAGGAGCUGUUCUCUGACUCCGACACAGAGGCUGCUAACUCCCCUCCUCCGCCUGGACCAGCCCAGUCCUCAUCAUCAUGCCACGAGGAAAGGGAGAGCAGGGGGGAUGGGGACGAGGCAGGAGGAGGAGGCCCGGAGAGGGAGAGCAGGGGGGAGCAGGACGUGGAGGGAGACGAGGCAGGAGGAGGAGGCCCGGAGAGGGAGAUUAGGGGGGAGCGGGGCGGGGAGGGAGACGAGGCAGGAGGAGGCCCGGAGAGGGAGGACCAUGACCUCUCAGAGGAGAACCAGGGGCAGGAGAAGAGGACGAGUGAGCAGGAGUUCCCCUCCAGUGGAUCUAAUUCAGUUCUCAACACCCCUCCCACCACCCCAGAGUCCCCAUCCAUGGGACAUAGCAGUAGUGGGGCCAUGGCGCAAGGGGCUGGAACUGGCUCUAACCGGACUCAGCCCUCCUGUCCUCCCCUGUCUGUAACCCCUGCUCUGGGUACAGCGCCCUCCUCUGACCCCUUGGCUCCGGGGUGCCCCAACACCCUGUCAGAGGAAGGUGGUUGUGGUCGCAGUGAGACAGACAGCAGUACAGUGGAGGUGGAAAGUCUAGGAGGGGAGCUGCAGGACCAGGACUUACCCCCAGACCAGGAGCAGGGAGAGCCCCACCACCAUGGGGGGGCAGGAUCCCCCUCUUCGCAGAGUAAAGUCUCCCUCCUAGACGGUCCAGGUAGCCUGUCCUCCUCUCACAGCCACUCCAACUCUACCUGCAGUCUGGAGCUCAGUAGUAGCAGUCGGCACGACAACACUGAACACAAAGCCAAAGUGUCUGCCAGUCACAAGCGUCAGAAGGAACAGCAGGCAGGUGGAGCAGCAAAGAAACCCAAGCCAAACAGAAAGAGCUCAGUGCCUCCCAAGAAGAACAAUAACAGAAAAACUGCCCACAGCAGUGACAGUGAAGACCAGUCAUUGGGCGAGAGCACAGCCAGGUCUUCAGUCUCCAAGACCCAUGGUGCAGCAGACAUGAAGGGGUCCAUCUCGCCCAAGUGUCCCGGCCUGGGACAGGGACGCACCACUCCAUCCAGCCAGAAGUACCACAAGCAGCAUGGUGACCCUGACCACCAUCACCAUCUUCACAAUCGGGAACAUCACCGGGAGCCGGACCUGGACAAGAUGUCUAGUCUGGAGAGGAUCUCCUUCCUCCAGGAGAAGCUGCAGGACAUCAGGAACCACUACCUGUCCCUCAAGUCUGAGGUAGCCUCCAUCGACCGACGACGCAAACGCAUCAAGAAGAAGGAGAGAGAGAGUAUGGUGGCAGCGUCUUCCUCCUCUUCCUCGUCCCCGUCCUCCAGCUCUCUAACAGCAGCAGUGAUGUUGACGCUAGCCGACACUCCUGUGUCGUCCUCUUCCUCCUCUCAGAACUCUGUGGUGUCUGUAGAGUGUAGGUGACAGGACAACCCCUCACCCCUCCCAACCUUCUGAGUCCUAGGACAACCCCUCUCCCCUCCCAACCUUCUGAGGCCCAGGACACAGCACUGAGCACUUAACCAGCACCACCCUGGUCCCCAUCCCAAAAUACCCCCAACACCCAUCAAAGCCCCAUCCCUACCACUAACGCCUCCACUCCAAAGCCUCAGUACAUCCCCACCUCAAACCGGAGAGCACCCAGUUAUCAAUGCCCCCACUUAAACCUCCACUCUUAUCCAUGCCUCUCCACCCCAGAGCCCCUUUCCAACAGUAUGGCCCCAUCACCCCUACUUCCAACUCCCUCCCAGCAGGACAGACAACACAAUCUCUAUACUGGAACAACCACAGGGAUACAGCAACACAGACAACCAGACCAACAAGACAAAACAAACACUAUUUUCUAUCCACAGCUGUUUCCUUGGCAAGCUAAUUGCACUUAAGUGCACUUUUAUGAAGAUUUUGAGGGGGAAGAAUACAACGACCAACCAAAAAAAAAAGUACAAAAGUA